AUGGGUGUUAAAGGCAGUAAAUUAGGAGAUGAUGAAGAUGUUGAUUUAGAUGAAAUGUUUGAUAACAUUAAAAAGGCUAAGAAGGAAAAAGUUGCCAGAGAUGCAGCUCUCAAAGAAGCAAUGGAAAAAUCAAAGCAAAAACGUAGAUAUACAGAAGAUGGUCUCCCAAUUUUCACAGAAGCCGAACUUAAGAUGGAUAAUCCUAAGGCUGGAACAACACCUUUAUGCCCAUUUGAUUGUGAUUGCUGUUUCUAA
Messenger RNA from Trichomonas vaginalis G3, 255 nucleotides. RefSeq names its product growth factor 2. The record is from RefSeq and is a predicted model, not a curated record. The transcript has a single exon. Bases 1 to 255 code for a protein of 84 amino acids. NCBI's taxonomy places the organism in Eukaryota, Parabasalia, Trichomonadida, Trichomonadidae.